UCCUAAUUCACUUCAAUGCUUCCUCUUAACAGCCUAGCUUGCCUCUUAGAUUUCUCUGGCAUGCUUAAUGGAUCUGCUCUCUGCUUCCCAUAUUUGCAAUCACAAAAACAAUAUUUAUCUUCGAACCAAUAAGCCAGAGGUAUUAUGAAGAGAUUAAAGCUUAACAGAUUGUUUGCAUCCCUCAAGCCCCUGAAGUGUUCGGAUUUCUUCAACCCAAUGCAUCCUGGAGUUGAAUUUUCUUUUCAAUCUUAAUUUCUUGGAAUUUGUGACACACACACGCACAUCCCAUUGUCAUGCAUUCUCGAUUUGUAUAAAGAAAAUUUGGCACUUGAUUUUUCUAUUUCCUUUGAAACCGUAAAACCUUGUGCAUGUACGAGUGCAGCCAUAAAAAAUGUUGAAUGGCAUCAAUCCCGGUUUCUACGAUUUCUCCGAGCAGCAGUUUCCCCAAGUCGUCACUCCUUCAGAGUUCAAUUCUGACCACAUUGACAACGCCGUGUUUGGCUCAGAUGAGUUCCGCAUGUACGCCUUUAAGAUCAAGCGAUGCCCGAGAGUGCGAAGCCACGACUGGACCGAGUGCCCCUACGCGCACCGAGGCGAAAAGGCCCAGCGCCGGGACCCAAGUAAAUUCAACUACUCGGCCAUCGCCUGCCCCGCCUUCCGCAUGAACGGGAAAUGCCCUAAGGGCGAUGCCUGUGAGUUUGCGCACGGAGUUUUCGAGUACUGGCUGCACCCCGCAAGGUACCGCACGCGUGCAUGCAAUGCCGGCAAAUAUUGCCAACGUAAGGUAUGUUUUUUCGCCCACACGCCCGAGCAACUGCGAUCGGAGACCAAAUACAAGUUCCAUUACGCUUACCGGGCACGAAAUAACGGUGGGGAUAGAUCAAAUGGAAAUGAGAGAGCCAUAUCAUCAGUACCACCGGUGCCGGAACAGUUGACGAGGAAGAAGAAUGAGAGUAAUUGUUUUGAUGGUGUUUCGGAGUUUUUGAAAACAUUGAGGGGCUUGAAGAUUAGGGAUUGCGAGGAGGCAGGGGAUCAGAGGAGCUCUACUUCUAAUUGCUGGGAAUUACCAGAUUCGGAUUUGCCUCAUCUCGGUUGGAUUUCAGAGCUGUUGCAGUAAAUAUAUAUAUAUGUGUGUGCUGCAUUUGAGAAGAUGAGACAUAUAUGUGUGUCGAUUCUUGAGAAACAUGAUAUAUGUUUUUGCGGGUAAAUAUGCGUAAUUACGUUUAAGUAAAGAUUGUUUUUGUUUACUGCCUAUCUUAAUUUGAGGACUCCAUUUGGGUAAAUAAUGUCAGCAUCAAGAUUAUCUAAAAGCCUUUGAAAGAA
This is a messenger RNA of Juglans microcarpa x Juglans regia, 1323 nucleotides long. RefSeq names its product zinc finger CCCH domain-containing protein 54. The record is from RefSeq and is a predicted model, not a curated record. Gene Ontology annotation, molecular function: metal ion binding. The transcript is spliced from 3 exons. NCBI's taxonomy places the organism in Eukaryota, Viridiplantae, Streptophyta, Magnoliopsida, Fagales, Juglandaceae. The coding region runs from base 392 to 1117 and encodes 241 amino acids.